AUGCACGAGAAAAACGGCAAUCAACCGGCGCCCCAGAGACAAAAGACAGUGGCCAUUGUGGCUCCCACGAGGAGCAACAGCUUGGAUUACUUGAAUUUCGAGGAGAAGCGACGUCUGAUUGCGUCGUCGUUGUCUCUGUCGGAUUUCUUGAGCGUCGGCAGCGCCGAUCCCAAGGAUCUCAAGGAUCUUCGAGAUGGGGUCGCGACUGUUAUCGUGGCCAAAAAACAAAAUGGGACAGCUUUCCGGACGAACAGCCUGGGCAGCGGGACGAGAAGUCCGCCUGCGGAAAGGAAAAGCAAAUUUUCGAUAGGGAAACUGCUGAGGCCUUGGAAAUGGAAACGGAAAAGAAAAUCGGAUAAACUGGAAGCAGUUUCUAGAACUUUAGAAAGAAAAAUUUCUGUCCGAGCCAAUAGGGACGACCUGCUCGCCCCCAUUGCCGCCAACAAUGCUUCGGGCAACGGGGGCCGUCAUUCCCCCACCCCGCAGCUGGGCGGCCAUCAGCAGCAAAUGCAGCAGAUGCAGCAGCAACAGCAGAUGCAGCCGCAGCAGUUGCAGCUGCAGCCGCAGCAGUUGCAGCUGCAGCCGCCGCCCUAUCCGGGAACGGGGAGCAUGCCGCCGCCCCACCUGCCGCCCAUGAGCCACGCGCUGCUGCAGCAACAGCUGCUGCAGAACCCGCAUUUCGCACAAGCCAAUGCCAAUAAUAAUAAUGGUAGUUUUAACGGACUAGGAAAAUUGCUGUACUCAUCGGGUAAAGCAAAGAAGGGGCACAAUAGAUAUUUCACAACUUGUCUUGCUAGGAAAAUUGUGGUCUUCGGAAGAUUCCUGGGGCUUUGUUUUGGCCAGCUACUCUUAGGAAAUCUAGCAAUUUUCGCCCCCUUCACGUUGGCAACACUGCUUCCUGCCGCCUCCGAGACAGUCUCGCAUCGGUCCUCGCUCGAUUCACCGUUGUUUUCGCCAGUCUUUUGUCGUUUGUCAUCGCAUAAACAUACGCAAACCAUCCACCUGUCGAUAUACGAGCAAGGCCUCCUGUGUCAUCGGGACGAUGCCUGA
This is a messenger RNA of Phaedon cochleariae (mustard beetle), 1050 nucleotides long. The record is from the annotation of a GenBank genome assembly. Lineage: Eukaryota; Metazoa; Arthropoda; Insecta; Coleoptera; Chrysomelidae.